UAACCGUUCGCUUUCCGCACAGUUGUUUCCAAGAAAUCGGUUCGUCGUGGUUUUCCACACGCGCGCUAGCCAUUGUGUUGAGGUCUAGUUCGAAACGCGCAGCGUCAACAUCUCUCGCUGGAAUCGCGCUAAGGUUGUGUAAUUAGUGUGCCGUCUAGUUUGUCGCAUUUGUAUCGUCUGCUAGUAGAAACGGCCAGCAGUAUAAUGAUCUGACGAGAGCUUCAAACAUGCGUUUGCGAUUUGAACCACGACGCACCUACCGACUACAACCCAACAGUGCAGCAGCAUCCCAACCUGAACCGCGUGCAUCGCGUGGAGUGGAGUGAUUUGAAUGUGUGUUCCAGCGAAUCGAAGCAAGCCAUAAAAUGCGUCUUUCCGCUCGCAUCAAGUGUUUCAAGUAUUUAGUGUAUGCGUAUGUGAUUUUAAUAUCGAUAUGUGGCGGCGCACAGCUAUUAAUCGGAGCAUUCCUACUAUGGACCCACAAGCAGUACGCACCGAUCGUGAAGAAUCAGUUCUGGGAACCGUUUGCCGUACUGAUCGGACUCGGCAUCAUAUCGCAGGCACUGUGCUACCUCGGGUGGACAUCAGCGAGCCGGAAGCAUCGGUGUUAUCUAGGAUUGUUCUGUGCACUGUUAGUGCUGUUUAUUGUGAUCUUAUUCUUAGUUAGUGGGUGGGCAGUGGCCACCAAGGCGCAUCUCAUCGUUCCGGCCGAACUGGCCAUCGAGACGAGCUUUACCGAUUUUCUGGCCCGAGACGACACCAACGAUCAGACGCACAUCUGGAACCGAUUGCAGCGAGAUUUCCGUUGCUGCGGCUACAAUGGCAUCCAUGACUACAAAAAGAACAAACAGGGUUUCCCGUGGUCCUGCUACGAUCCGAUCGAUACGAACGUCUUCAGCACCGGCUGCAUGCACGUGUUCGUGAAGAGCAUCGAGAUGAACAUGAUUCGUGUCGCGGUGGUUGCGGUUGCCUCCGCCCUAAUACAGAGUCUCGGCAUAUUCUGUGUCAUUCAGCUCACGAUGUUACUCAAACGACCGACCCUAAUGCUGCCAAACGGGGACAACCAUUCGGUGCGGGUGAAGCGAACCCGCGAGCUGACUCCUCUCUCGCCGGCCACCAUCGGCAAUCCUACGCCACACAGCAGUACAAAACCGCCAAUCCCGCUGAAACCCGUCGUGCCACGUGUGGAUCAACCCGUCAUGAAGGCUUCCCAUUGAAUCUGCCACCGCCGCCACCCAAAGCCCUGCAGCCAGCAUAACCGGCAAUCGUGCCCAUAAUCGUUAUUUUAUCACACACUACACCGGUGUGUGUGUGUGGUAGUUUCGCCCUUUUUAACGACACGCAGCAGACAUAAGUACGCAAAGUUAUUGCAUUUCGUAUGUUUUUUUUAAUCAUUCGUCCAUAGGCUUUAGGGGGUAAAUGUACUUAAAUUCCGCGCUUUUAGACCUUACGACCGUAAAGAUGCAUUUCAUCGUGGGAAAUCAUCGGUACGGCUAAGCGUAUAAGCACAAGCAACGAUCGAAUAUAUAAUUAUGAACUACCGGUAGAGAUUGUAAAAAUAGAGCUAAACAUGAAUCAAUU
Messenger RNA from Anopheles stephensi (Asian malaria mosquito), 1581 nucleotides. RefSeq names its product tetraspanin-2A-like. The coding region runs from base 366 to 1217 and encodes 283 amino acids. Gene Ontology annotation, cellular component: membrane. The record is from RefSeq and is a predicted model, not a curated record. The transcript is spliced from 5 exons. Lineage: Eukaryota; Metazoa; Arthropoda; Insecta; Diptera; Culicidae. Gene Ontology annotation, biological process: protein maturation; protein localization to plasma membrane.